AUGCUGCUGCUUUGGUUCGUGAGCAACUGCGGAGGCAAGCGGAAAGAGGUGUUCCACUCGUUGGCCAGCUUGCUGCCUCCCGAAAAGGUGAAGGUCUACGGCGGGUGCGGGGAGCGUCAUCCCUGUGGCCGCUCCGUGUUUCAGAACACGGAUUGCCUCGCUGAGGUUGCCCAGCCGUACAAGUUCUACGCUUCCUUUGAGAACAACCGCUGCGACGGAUACAUCACGGAGAAGCUGUGGACCGCCAUGAGGUACGGGAUGGUGCCCAUCGUCUGGGGCGGUCGCAGCCGAGAGGAUUACGAGAAGCUGAUACCGAAGGGUUCUUUCAUCCAUGUGGACGAUUUCUCGACUGUCGCAGAUCUCGCAAGUUUCUUACAGGAGCUGGACAAGGACGCUGAACGUUAUGAGAAGUAUUUCGAAUGGAGGAAGCGCUACCACAUCAUGUCUGGCUUGGACCUGUUUGAGCAGAAGUACUGUGAGCUCUGCACCGAG
Messenger RNA from Symbiodinium sp. CCMP2456, 492 nucleotides. The record is from the annotation of a GenBank genome assembly. NCBI's taxonomy places the organism in Eukaryota, Dinophyceae, Suessiales, Symbiodiniaceae.